This is a messenger RNA of Ilex paraguariensis (yerba mate), 1645 nucleotides long. NCBI's taxonomy places the organism in Eukaryota, Viridiplantae, Streptophyta, Magnoliopsida, Aquifoliales, Aquifoliaceae. The record is from the annotation of a GenBank genome assembly.
AUGAGAUAUAGAUAUGAGUGGUGGGAGAAACAAAGGGAUACAUUCAGUUGCUUUGAUUUGAAUUACAAAGAUGGUGAGAUAUGGACAUUUAGCGUUCGAGCUUAUAAUUCGCCUCGCCAAGAACACACUAUCAAUGUGAACUACGGUGGCUUUGCUGAAGAUGUGACUAUUGGGGAUGAACUUCUAGUUGACGGUGGAAUGGUGAGGUUUGAGGUAAUUGAAAUAAUUGGUCCAGAUGUCAAGUGUCGAUGUACUGAUCCCGGACUUCUGUUACCUCGGGCUAAUCUGACUUUUUGGCGCAAUGGGAGCUUAGUAACGGAACGUAAUGCCAUGCUCCCAACAAUUUCGUCCAAGGAUUGGUUGGACAUUGAUUUUGGGAUUGCAGAAGGUGUUGAUUUUAUAGCAAUAUCUUUUGUCAAGUCUGCUGAAGUGAUUAACCAUCUCAAAAGCUAUAUUACAGCACGGGCUCAUGAUGGUGAUGUUGCUGUUAUUGCAAAAAUAGAGAGUAUUGACUCAUUGAAGAACUUGGAGGAGAUCAUUCAAGCAUCAGACGGAUCCAUGGUAGCAAGAGGAGAUCUGGGUGCUCAGAUCCCAUUGGAACAGGUCCCAUCUGAGCAGCAAAGGAUUGUUCAGCUGUGCAGGCAACUAAAUAAGCCUGUUAUUGUUGCCUCUCAGCUGCUUGAAUCUAUGAUUGAAUACCCUACACCCACUAGAGCCGAAGUGGCUGAUGUUUCUGAAGUAGUCAGAGAACGAGCAGAUGCUUUAAUGCUUUCUGGUGAGUCAGCCAUGGGCCAAUUUCCUGAGAAGGCCUUAACUGUUUUAAGAAGUGUAAGUUUGAGAAUUGAGAAGUGGUGGAGGGAACAGAAACAUCAUGAAGUUAUGGAACUCCCAGGCAUAGCAUCUUCAUUCACAGACAGUAUCUCAGAAGAGAUCUGCAACUCUGCUGCCAAAAUGGCAAACAAUUUAGAGGUGGACGCUCUCUUUGUUUACACAAAGAAUGGGCAUAUGGCAUCUCUCCUUUCCCGGUGCCGACCUGACUGCCCAAUUUUUGCUUUUACAACCACGACUUCUGUGCGCAGACGUCUGAACCUACAGUGGGGAUUGAUACCCUUCCGCCUAAGCUUCUCUGACGAUAUGGAAAGCAACCUUAAUAAAACUUUCUCCUUGCUUAAGGCCAGAGGAAUGAUAAAAUCAGGUGAUCUGGUCAUUGCUGUCUCUGAUAUGUUGCAAUCCAUUCAAGUUAUGAACGUUCCAUGAAAGCAGAGAUAGAUUCUCGUCACAGGCAUUGCUUGGAUCGCGCUAGAUAAUGUUAUUGGUUGAGUUACUGUUCGGCGUCCAAUUUCUCCUAAAAUUAAGUUAAUUCUAGAAAAUAAAAGAGCACUUUUCUCAACUUGAAGACUUGACUUGAUCUUCGAUUCAGUGAUUGCAUCUCAACCUGCAGUCGGACAAUAGGAACGCAGAAGGCAAGCAUGCAAUUUUCUCUUUGUUGUUUCAAAUUUAUCAGUUGCCGUAGUUUGUGUACUUUGGCAUUCCUUAUUCAAGUAGAAAUUUGUGUUUUUACAUAGAAGUGUCAUCAAGGAUAAGGAGAAAAUUUCUUUAAGCUACUUUCAAUGUUACAAAUACAAUUUACAUAGUCCAUUCCAAU